AUGGACAGCAGCAGACCCCUCCCUGGACAUUCUAUUGUAUCCUGGAGAGCCCUGAUUCUCUGUGAUGUCAUCAGUGUUGUGGCAACACCAACUGCCUGUGGGGCAUCUGUUCAUUGCCUACGGGUUUGGGACGUAGCCAUGUUGGCAAGACUGAGCAGGCUCCUUGGGAGACAGAAAGGAGAACAUAACAAGACUAGAGGGAGGCAGAAGGAAGAUGGCCCUCAACCUCAGUGUUGCACAUCAAGACAUAAAUGGUUCUGGGGAAAAUGCAGGAGUACUGGAAAAACAUCAACUCCAAACGCCGUUACUGGGCAGGAGCAGCGGAUGAACAAGGUGGCUACACUGACCCUGCAGCUUCAGAUGAUGACCCAAGAAAGGAAUGAACUUCGUGGGAUUCUGGCUAAUUAUACCAACAAGGAUUUGAACAACAGGCUAAAUUUUGAGUUGGAGAUGCUGAAUAUGGAGCAUAAGAAAGUGAUGUUGGAUCUACAGAAAUUCCCCAUGGAGAUGAGAGAGGCCUUGUACAAGUGCAAGGAGCUGACUGAGGAAGCUGUCUCUUACAGCAUCCUCCACAACCAGCUCCUGAGUGAGCGAACUCAGCUGAAGAAAAAAGUGAGCAUGUUGAGAGAGGAGAACCAAAAGCUACGGAGGGAGCAGAUUUCACUGCUAGUGGCCUGUGAGAAGGUGAAGAAUCUCUAUGAAAAGACCGAUGAGAAGUUCUGUGAGCUAUGUGACGAGGGGGAUAAGCUCCGCUUUGGAGAACUGAGGAGGCUGAAGGAAGCUUCACACAUUCUCCACUCGAGCAGCAACACCUACUGA
Molecule: messenger RNA, 819 nt
Organism: Microtus oregoni (creeping vole)
Lineage: Eukaryota; Metazoa; Chordata; Mammalia; Rodentia; Cricetidae
Product: disks large homolog 5-like
Exons: 5
Coding region: 1-819 (272 amino acids)
Source: RefSeq, a predicted model, not a curated record